AACCGACCUCACCAAGAUGGCGCAUUUAAGAGGACGACAACUUCCGGUCGUGCCCCCAGGACGCUUGUCAUGACCUCAGCUACAUGGCGUACUGCUUUUGAAAUCUUUGCAGCAGCAACAAACAUUUGACAAUACGACAAGACAGUAGACAUUUGACAUGGCAGAGAGAAUGGCAGAGAUGGAGGAAGACAUUGGAGAUGUGCCAGCCGGAGAGGAUGACAAUGACUCAGACAGAGAUGAAGAUGAGAGACUGUUUGCUUGGAUGGUGAAUGACGAUAUGGAUGAGGACGAGGAAGAGGAGGAGGAGGAGGAAGAGGUGGAGGAUGAACAGCCCUUGGACACUGAAGCAUCUGAAUCGUUUGAGUUGGACACCCCAGCUGAGCGCAGUGGUCAUAUAGCAGUGAUUGAUAGAAACAUCAUGUAUGUUUGGGGAGGAUACAAGAAUGCCCAAAACCACGGAUUCUUUGACUUGUAUCUGCCAAGAAAUGAGAUCUGGACGUACAACAUGGAGUCAGGAGUCUGGACAAAGCAUGUAGCCGGAGGUAACCUGCACACAUCCAUGUCCGGCAGCUGUGGGGUGUGUGUUGAUGGAGUCCUCUACUUGUUUGGAGGUCAUCACGCCAGGGGAAACACAAACAGGAUCUACCGUCUGGCCCUUAGAGCUCCCAGCCUUGUUUGGGAGGAAAUGAGGGAUCUUAAAGGAAUCCCUCCAUCCUGCAAGGACAAGCUCGGGUGCUGGGUUCAGAAGAACAGACUUAUAUUCUUUGGGGGCUAUGGCUACGCUGCACAAGGACUUCAUCAAGGGACUUUUGAAUAUGAUGAAUCAUCCUCACUUGUGUGGGACAGCCCUGGAAGAGGUUGGAACAACCACAUCCACAUCCUGGACCUGGAGACAUCCACAUGGAGCCAGCCCAACACCACGGGGAACACCCCAUCACCCAGAGCAGCUCAUGCUUGUGCCACAGUUGGUAACAGAGGCUAUGUGUUCGGGGGACGAUACAAGAACUACAGACUAAAUGACCUGUACUACAUUGACCUGGACACGUGGGCGUGGCAUGAAAUGAGCGUUCCCCAGCAGGGUCCUGUCGGCCGGUCUUGGCACUCCUUCAGCCCUGUGUCACCAGAUCACAUCUUCUUAUUUGGAGGUUUCACCACAGACAGAGAGACACUGAGUGAUGCUUGGCUGUACUAUGUGAGCAAAAAUGAAUGGAAGCCCUUCAAACACAGUCACACGGAGAGCCCGAGGCUGUGGCACACAGCAUGCUCCGGUCCUGAUGGAGAGGUGUUUGUGUUUGGAGGGUGUGCCAACAACUUGUUGUCUCAUCACAGAGCUGCUCACAGCAACGAGUUACUGGUUUUCAACGUUCAGCCCAAAUCACUAGUUCGGUUCUGUAUGGAGGCUGUUCUGCAGCACCGGGAGCGUUUGUCCAGUUACUGGGACUGCUUGCCUAAACACCUCCUGCACAGCCUCAAACUGCGAAUGGCACGCGUCAACACACUGGGCUCCUAGGCUAAGAAGAAGCCGUUAAUCCAGUCCAGAGGAUUACAGGAGAAUAUGUACAGUAUGUAUGUAUGUGUGUGUGUAUGGAUGUAUGUAUGGAUGAGAUGAGUGUUACUCUCAAAGCAGGUAGUCCUAUUGGAGCAUUAGUUUAAUGUGUGUGGACACAAAAAAAUUCCCGAAGCAAUAGUGAACAGCUGUGGAACUGUUGGAAAUGGGUCCUGACUGGCACGCCAAGGUUCACAGGCGACCCCUCAAAGCGAUUAAUUACCUUUUCUGUAUAUUAUUUUAUAGGCGUUGAACUCUUGCAAAGCCAGUAGAACCUUUUAGUGGAGUAGCAGUGCUGGUGAUGCACAGCGUAUAAGAGAGAGCAGAAGUCCUUCUGGGUUAGUUUUUGUUCCGAUUUCUUUGCGAAGCAUAAUAAUUUUCAGGAUGACUUCUUUCAUUGCUCCUUCUGAAAAGCUUAAACAUAAUAGCGUUGUUUUUAUUUCCGUGUUCUAAGAUAAAUGGAUUGCUACAUCUGUACUGGAUAAGAAAACUUGAUGAAGCUAAAACAGUUAUUUUUGUCACCUUUUAGUAACCGCAAGUACAGUGAAGCUA
Sebastes umbrosus (honeycomb rockfish) is the source of this 2098-nucleotide messenger RNA. RefSeq names its product kelch domain containing 2 (gene klhdc2). Gene Ontology annotation, molecular function: protein binding. The record is from RefSeq and is a predicted model, not a curated record. The transcript is spliced from 14 exons. NCBI's taxonomy places the organism in Eukaryota, Metazoa, Chordata, Actinopteri, Perciformes, Sebastidae. The coding region runs from base 158 to 1510 and encodes 450 amino acids.